This is a messenger RNA of Dichomitus squalens LYAD-421 SS1, 1128 nucleotides long. Its product is annotated as terpenoid synthase. Gene Ontology annotation, molecular function: prenyltransferase activity. Gene Ontology annotation, biological process: ubiquinone biosynthetic process; isoprenoid biosynthetic process. Gene Ontology annotation, cellular component: transferase complex. NCBI's taxonomy places the organism in Eukaryota, Fungi, Basidiomycota, Agaricomycetes, Polyporales, Polyporaceae. The transcript has 5 exons. Bases 1 to 1128 code for a protein of 375 amino acids. The record is from RefSeq and is a predicted model, not a curated record.
AUGCAGACCCACCACCAGACCUCGCAGUCGUUGAAUGCGUUGCUGGCGCCAUUCAGCAAGCAGUUCCAGAAUGGCCUCCUGCGGCAGGGUACAUCGUCUGUGCCAUUGCUGACGACCAUGUCGCAAUACUACAUGCUCCAGCCUUCCAAACGACUCAGGCCUUGCCUCAUCCUCCUGAUGUGUCAGGCCACGAACGGGCUUGGCUCAGACUGGGAGACCAAGAGCACGAGCUUGUGGGUCGGCUGCUCAGCCGAAACUGACGCUCUCGAGAACAUACUUCCUGAGCAGCUGUCGCUCGCCCAGGUGUUUGAGAUUCUGCACGUCGCGUCUCUUCUGCACGACGAUGUCAUCGACAACGCGGAGACCCGCCGCGGGUCCCCAUCCGUUCCCGCCCUCUUUGGGAACCGUCGCGCGAUUCUCGCAGGAGACUUCCUCCUCGGUCGCGCCAUGCGCCUCGUCGGGACGCUCGGCUCGCCAGAGGUCAUGUCCCUUGUCGCAGAGGUCUUCUGCACACUCGUCGAGGGCGAACUGCUCCAGGCAGGCUACACCGACCUGUCCCUCGGCAGUGCUGUCGUCGAUCCGGUCCAACUCCCGAGAGUCGCCCAGGAUCCGGCCGAAGACGAAAUCAUCACGUCCCUCUGGCAAGAGUACCUACAAAAGACAUACAUGAAGACGGCAAGCCUCUUCGCGAAAGCGAUGGAGUGCGCUGUCAUACUCGGGGGCGCGACGGCCGAGGACCCGUUGAGAGAAGCAGCAUCUUCCUUCGGCGCAUGCCUGGGAAUGGCCUUCCAGAUCGUCGACGACUUGCUCGACUUCGAGGGCGAUCCGAAGAAGCUCGGAAAGCCUGCGAACGCGGAUAUGCGGCUCGGGCUGGUGACGGCACCGGUCUUCUUCGCCCUGCAGGAAGACGAGAGCAUCCGUCCGCGGGUGCUUCGUUGCUUUGAGGGACCAGGGGAUGUCGAGGUGACAGCCGACUGUGUGCGGAACACUCAGGCGCUGAGCCGUACCCGGAAGCUAGCUGAAUCUUACGCAAUGAAGGCGCGCGAGGCACUGAAUAUAGUCCCCGACAGCGCUGCGAAAGAGGCCCUCUUGAAGGUCACGUUUGCUAUACUUGCCCGGCAGGCUUGA